CGAAGCGGCAGACAGAGACAAGACACAGAUAAUCUGCUGUAAAAAGAAGACUAGAUAUAUGAUGGGGAUCCCUUGGAACUUCCUCCAAAAUUCCAAAUUUAAGACCAGAGAAUUAGUCCAGAGCAUCACCGUGGUGAUUGUGCUUCAGGCUACGGAGUUGCUGACAGAGGUACAUUUCACCUGCCAGUGUAACAGCUGGAGUACCGUGUUUGUCUGGCUGUACUUCGCCAUGCCAGCUGUUGGAUUCAGCACAUUUGUCUGGUCCCUUCAGCAGAGGAAAAUCUUCAGGACAAAAUCCUGUGGCGAAGAUUGCACCUGCAUCAAAUGUUGCACAGCAGGACAGAUGUGCAAAUGUAUUCUGUCCUGCUGGAAGAUGCUGUACCCAGGUCUGUGCUGGAUCGUGAUUCUUCUGAUCGAUGGAAAGUACGCAGCCUGUGCACUGUACAGAGGAUGCCAGGAAGACAGCAGUGCAGAGCUCACUGUGAAAGAUCUGGCGUACAACAUUCUCAUAUCCAAGACAAUUGGAUUUGUUGUGCUUGCUGCAAUUGUGCUGUCAUAUCUCAUCUACCUGCUCUUGGGUUCCUGCUGCCAAUCACAUGAGGGUCGGUAUGAGAAGAUAUACAGGGCGCAGCUGAAGAAAGACAGAGAGAAGUUGGCAAUGCAGUACAUAAAGAAGUGCUCGGAGAAGAGAGCAGCUCGGUAUGAGAGAGAGGUGGAGGAGGAGACUAAGGACAUACUGGCAGGUGGGGGUGAGGCCCUUCCUGGAGGGAGCAGCUCAGAGCGUGGAGACCAGAGUGUGCCUGUACCGCAGCCUGCAGGUGGAGGUGCAGGUGCAGGUGGAGGUGCAGGUGGAGCACAUAUUGCAUUAGCUCCAGAAAACGUUUUGAAAAUCAUAGGAACGGCAUGUAAUUUAGAAAUAAAGAAAAAAUGAGAAAAAGAAAGUGAAACGAGAAAUCAACGCCAGGUCUGCACCGCGUUUCCUGUUGACUCAAUUCCUGUUAUGGUUCCCCACGUCGUCUCCAGGUGAAGCACAGCUAAAACAGUGCAUUAUGAAAACCUGCAUGCUAAAAACUGCCAUAUUACCUGCCCGGGCUUUCUCAUAUUCAUUAUCACAAUAUUACCUGCCCGUGCUUUCUUCCAUUCAUUAUUACCCUAUUACCUGCUCAGGCUUUCUUGUAUCGAUAGCAUUCCUUCAACCCUCGUGCCUCAAUGAUUUAAUAAAACAAAAUCAAAGAAAUAAAAAAAAAUUCAAAAAAAGCAAUAGGCUUGUUUUGUUUAGGAUGUACUGUUAUAGAGAUGGAUGGCAUGACCUUUGCUAUGUUUUCCACAGAAAUAAAGCUAGUUUAAAAAACA
Messenger RNA from Conger conger (European conger), 1353 nucleotides. RefSeq lists its product as uncharacterized. Lineage: Eukaryota; Metazoa; Chordata; Actinopteri; Anguilliformes; Congridae. The transcript is spliced from 2 exons. The record is from RefSeq and is a predicted model, not a curated record. The coding region runs from base 59 to 931 and encodes 290 amino acids.